Molecule: messenger RNA, 4315 nt
Organism: Diachasmimorpha longicaudata
Lineage: Eukaryota; Metazoa; Arthropoda; Insecta; Hymenoptera; Braconidae
Gene: phtf
Product: protein phtf
Exons: 15
Coding region: 151-2580 (809 amino acids)
Cellular component (GO): endoplasmic reticulum
Source: RefSeq, a predicted model, not a curated record
UGUCAUUGUUUCUCCAUUCGGAGUGAUGAUAUUUUUGUGUCACACAAUUUUUUUGACAAACAGUGUUCCAAAUUAUUUCGGCGAGCAUAUCGUACCGAUACAUCACAGGUUUUUACUCUGGAAUAAGUGGAAAUUGCAUGAGUUGGCAGGAUGGGAUUGAAUGAUUUGAUUUACUGGUAUCAGAAGAAAAUAGGCACCUAUGAUAAACAACAAUGGGAAAAAACAGUGGAGCAGAGAAUAUUCGGUGGCUUAAACAAUGUUCCCAUGCGUACUGCAAAAUUAAAAACCGAAUUUAUCGACGUGGAUCUCGUUCGAGGCUCGUCGUUUCCCAAGGCGAAACCUAAGCACGGAUUGAUUACAGUCACAUGGCUUGCGAUCAAGAGACUCGUGCUGUUACCAUUUUAUAAAAAUUGGUGGACACAACAGACGAGUAGGAGGAUCUUCUGUUUAUUUUUAUUGCUUUACAGUCUGCAGAUACUGAAUGUUAUUAUUUACAUGAAGGCUGGGGAGCAGAGUGAAUCUAAUAUAGUAUCAAUGACUGAAAUAUUAGUCCCAACAUUGAUGAUGUUCGUCCUGUGUACCGUCCACUCUCAAAUUGUCUCAACAAAUUCAGGACCAACUGUAAUCAAUGGGCCCAACAGAUCGAGAAUAAGAAGAUCGAGACAUGAGAGGACUCGAUCGGGAAAAUUGAGACCGAGGAGACCCAGCAAGGGAAAGAAUUCCAUUGAAACAGUGGGAGAAAACCUGGGAAAAUCGUACUCGGGAAUUCCCUCUGUAAGAUUUGCUAAGAAAGUUUGUAUUGAUGGAUCAGCAGCAUCGCGAAGGGCCUCGGGAAGUCAUCAGUUGCAGUCGGAACCGACUGUUUCCAUCCCACGACCUUUCUCGGAUGACAAAAUUGUUGAUAAAAAUAUUCCAUCGUCUUCUGCAUUGCCUCAACCCCGCGUCAAUCCACCACAAGAACUACCGAGCGUGAAUAACAACUAUGCAGUCCAACAAAAUUUUUCUGCAGAUCCAAAUAUCAAUGAACCCGCAGAAAAUGGUGAUACAAUCCAUCAAGAUGAUGAUGGAUUUGAAAGUCUCAAUGGAAAUGUCUCCAGCGACAAUGAUCGUGCGUCAGUGAGACCACAAAUACCCGUAGAAGUAGAGCUCAACAGGAAACCAGAGAUCGGAGGUUCCGAGAGCAGUGAUAUAACAAAUUCUGGAGAAAUCCACAAAACAAGUGAUAUGACUUUAGAUAAGACUAAAGAUAAUAGUGACCAGUCAACGAAUCAUAACUUAGGAAGACCAGCAACAGAGUAUGAGUGCGAGAGCGAGGAGGAGGGCGAAUGCGAGGAAGCUGCUACCAAUCAAUUAACCGAGGCAACAACAUCUGCCACCGAGUGGAUGGGUGUUACAACAAAUAGUGAUGACUGUAACUACAGCUCUGAUCUUGAUCAGUCUGAGCCCCAGAGUGAUACUAAUUUUGGAUGUGGCGAAUUUAUCGAGCAUCCGUUCUUAUGGGAGUUGGAGUUGCCACCUUCAAUUCUACUGAGCUCCUCUUGUGCAACGUCUGAUCGAGUUUCCUGCACGUUAUGGACUCGACGAGACAUAAAAAAGGCAGAACUAUCUGUGCUGGAUAUAAGCUCGGCGAUUAUAGCGAGAGCUGAGUCAAUGCCGGAGAGUAUGGAUUAUUUUUAUGGUGGAAUCGUCCUCUCAAUUGUCCUCGCUAUUAUUCCUUCGAUAAGAAGAUUCAAUGCUCACUUCAGCUCAGAUUUUGCGAGUAAUUCAACCGGAAUAUAUAUGAAUGAUUCAGAACUGAUCGACUUCAGUAAUUACACUGAUUGCAUUUGCAAAAUUAUUGAUGUCGCCUUUGGGAGCAUUCUUUGGGAACGAACAGUGGUUUUAAUACUUUCAUUCGAAAGACUACUCCUCUCCUGUCUCAUAUUUUUCCUCCUCGCAGUCGCGGAAAGAACAUUUAAACAGAGGCUUCUGUACGCAAAGCUCUUUUCGCAUUUGACGUCAUCCAGACGAGCGAGGAAAUCGGAUUUACCUCAUUUUAGACUAAACAAAGUGAGAAAUAUCAAGACUUGGCUCAGUGUCAGAUCCUAUCUAAAGAGGAGAGGACCUCAGAGAUCUGUCGACGUCAUCGUGUCUGCAGCGUUUAUCGUCACUCUCUUGUUGCUCUCAUUUGUGAGCCUGGAGCUUAUCAAAGACUUAGGGAGUCUGCACUCGAGAUCAAAUAUUGAAGCGCUUAUCUGGAGCUUUGUCCUUGGCAUAUACCUCUUAAGAUUCAUGACACUUGGGACUAAAAUCAAUAAGAAGUAUCGUAAUCUCUCUGUGCUAAUCACUGAACAGAUAAAUUUAUAUCUUCAAAUAGAACAAAAACCCCACAAGAAGGAGGAGCUCACAGUGGCAAAUAGUGUUCUAAAGCUAGCGGCUGACUUAAUAAAGGAAUUGGAGAGCCCAUUCAAGAUCUCCGGUCUCUCAGCAAAUCCCUAUCUGUACACAAUAACUAAAGUCGUCCUUCUCUCAGCUCUAUCAGGAGUGCUCUCCGAGCUCCUCGGAUUUAAACUCAAACUUCACAAGAUAUCAAUCAAAUAGUUGCAAACUCUAAUGAUUACACAGUUAUUUAGAGUGUAGUGAAGUAAUGAAAGGAAUCAAGUCGAGUGAAACAGUUGCAUUUAUGAUGUCGUUAUCUUUAAAAUAAGGAGAUUUAUGAUAAAACAGGCAAAUUAAUAUAUGAAGUAAAUCCAUAGAGUAAUUUUCACUGAAAAUUCUGAUAUUGUUUGUUCCCUAGAAAACAGGUUUUUCCUAGAUUUUUUUUAUCAUAAUUUAAGGUGAGAACUAUUUUCUUAGAAUUAAUGUAAUUAAGUUAUCGAUUGAAUUGAAGAUGAAUUAAUAAAUUCUUGUAAUUAAGAUAUCAAUUUUUAAAUAUAAAUAAUUAUGUUUGGUUAUCUAACACUUGAGUUAUCUAAUUAUGAGGGAAAAAGGGCGGAUGGGUCUCUCCAAACUCGAUUUUUUACCCCAUACGAGCUUCCUUACGAUAUGUUUUAUAAAUUAAUUCUUGGUAGAUUGAUAAAUUUCGAUUGCGAUAAAUUUUUUAAGAAAAUUUUGUAGCACAUAGUUUCUGUGACAUUAAAGAAAAGUAAUUAUCAAGUAUUUAUUAAUUUAACGAAUUUUAUUUGAGGAGAAUGUUCUACUCACAGCGCGGCAAAUUAAUAAAGUUUCUGACGCUCAAAGUGAAUUGAACUAUUGUUAGUUCAUAUUUAAUAUCACUAAGGUUCGAUGGCAACGACCGAAGCCAAUAGAACCCUCAAAUAACUUGAGCAUUUCCAGAUCGAUUAUAGAUCAUUUCAAAUAUUUUGCAUGAUAUAGUUCAGAUAAUGUUAUAUUAGUUAUGGAAUAUGACUGACGGUAUCUGAAAUACUCAGCAUCCCUUUGACAAUGUCAUCUAAUCAGAUUAUUUAUCGGUCAUUAUAUAAUUGUUGAUAAUUUGAACGUUAUCAAGCAUCAACAUCUCAACGAUCAUUUAAGACUUUAUCGUAAUACUUAAAAAUUUCUGUAAAAAAUAUCUCCGGAUGCUUUGCCUCACCUAUUUUAGACAUAAUUCGAUAAUAAAUAAUGCGUUAUUCUGAUUCAAGCCAUUUCAUUACUUCUCUACUGAACAUAAAUGCUCGAGCUCAGAUUGUGAUUAAAAUUUUUCCAGCUAAACUAGACUGUUAUCUCUCACACCCAAAGAAAUGACAAAUUCAAAUCAAAUAAAAAUUUGAUUUGUAACUUUCUGUUAAUUUCAAUAAUAUUUUCAUUGGAAACUCAUAAACUCAUUAGUUUAUUCCCAAGAAUAUUUAUAUUAUUCUUUUCAUUGAAAAAUUGGGAAAAUAAAUUGUUGUAGAAUUGUUGUAGAUAAUAAUGACUCAAUCAAAAUGAAUUGUAUACAAAAAAUAUUUAUAAAUAUUUUAUAUCACCAAACGAAAUAUUGUGUUGAUUGCUUCCGACUUUCUAAUUUCGCAUGAAUUUUCUUUUAUUUCAUAUGAAUCAUUUCUCUGGGUGUAUUGUAUACUUUAUAAUCAUAGUAAACUUCAAUCGAAAGUAUAAACUCUGUACAAAUUAAUGUAUUCAAUUAGAAAUGAAUUAUUUUUGGCAAUGAGAGGGAUUACGCAAUACCACUUAUGAUCACAUGUCCUCGACAGCACUCAAAUGAUAUCCAUUGCGUCCCACUUACUUCGAAUUUUUCUCAAGAAAUAUUUUAUAGUUAAACCAAUGGUUAUAUGAGAUGAUGUAUAUGAAACUACACAUUAUUAACAUAAUUGAUGUGAUUAAAAAUAUUGAGAUCUAA